AGUACGAUUUGAGCAUGUCAGGGAAUGAAAACAAUCAAUAUCGAAGCUUUUCCUAGAUGAAUAUCGCCGGAAAACAUUUAUGCUGUGGAUUUCAUUUUUUAAUGAACCAAGUAGUGAAAGGUGUUUAUUAAAUUUUGAAUAAUACUGUGUGUUACAGUAAUUUCAUAAAACAGGUUCGGAAAACGUUAAUACAAAAAGUGUUAUUUUCACCGCUAUACGUAUAAAAAUAUUUUGCGUCAUUCGUAAUAAUAGUAAUGUGUCAGUAAAGUGUGAGUAAAAAAAUUAUUUUUACCGUGGUGAUUCAAGAGUGUUUUGUUUACUGGCACUUUGUCGAAUGUAGCUAGGAAAACAAAGGAAGAAAUAGGAAAAGUUGUUGAAAUGGCAUCUAAAGUUAUGGUGAAAAUACCUGUCGCGCCUUUCGGCAAGAUGAAUAAAAAGUCUGGUAACGUAAAUAGUGAACUAGUCGUUUCUCGAACCACUGAUGUUCCAAGUCGACCCAUUGAAGGUUCCAGAGGAACAGAACAGACUAGAAUAUCUCAACUGGAGCAGAACAUUAGGUUUUUACAAGAGCAGCAUCAACUAAUGUUGACUGGAUUACAUAAUGAAAUUGAAAAUUUGAAAACUAGGAACAGAGAGUUGCAAUUUCAAUUGGUUUUUGUUAAGGGAGCAGGAACACCUAGUUCUCCAUCUUCGCCUGAAGAUGAUACGAAACACAAGGUAUACUCCAGCCCAAAACCUUUUAACACAACACCUCUCCAAGUGGAAAUUUUGGAGAAGGAGUUGGCGGAAAUGAAACUACAAACUCAAGAAAUUGAAAGCAGGAACGCUUAUUUAUCUGCAAUUGUGGAUGAGCAAAAGAAAAAAUUAGAAAGAUACGAACGAGAUCGCGAAAAAGAACGAGAGCGUGGUGGUCAACCGGAUCCAGAAAUUCUUCGUAAGCUUGAUGACGCAGAAGCGAUUAUUCGGAGAUUACGUAGAGAAAAUUCUGAUCUGCGAAGAGAAAAUUCGGAGCAUUGUAAUCAUCGGGAGUUUUCAUACUCCCAUCAAAGGAAUGGAGAUAACGGUUAUGGAUCACCUAGAAAUGGUCAGGGACAGUAUUCUGGAAGAGGAAAUGGUGGACGCCAACGGGGAAAUGGUGGACAUUACAGAGGCAACUGGUUUCCUCCCUUACAUUCUCAAAGUUACUGGCAAGGUGGUCGUAACCAAGAGAAAUCACUAGCUGGAGAAAAUGGCGGAGGUCUCCCAAAUCUCCAAGGAAACGAGGGUCAUUAUCAGAGCAGGCGAGGCUCCAAUAAUAACCAUUAUAAUAAUGGUGAAAAUCGGAAAUAUAGAGGUGGUCAAAAGCAUGGCAAACAAACGUAAUUGGGGUAAUUACGUUAGAAUCCUUAGAUGCUUUUAAAGGCUGUCAUAUUUUUUAUUAAUAUAAAUGUUGACUAGGUAUUCCUUUCCCAGAUGGCAAAAACUGGCGUGAAGGAAUAAAAGGCAAAAUUAAAAAUACGUAAUAAUGAUUGUGAAAUUUCUUUAAAAACAUGUGAUAAAAGUUAUUGGAUAUACAGCUUGGACAGAGUGUUAUUCGAACCGUUCAUGGUUAAGAGACUUUAUAAUGCCAUGGAACAUUUUGAUGGCCAAUACUUGAUCAUUACCUUCACUCGCAUCAAAAAAUAGAUUUUUGGAAUUUUGUUAAAAUGGAUAUCUUCACACAUUCAAUUCAAUAUAUGUAAAUUUUAAACAGUAACUGUUCUCGUAAAUACUUUGGGUCUUACUCAAUUUUAUUUCAGCUAUUCAAAGCACUAUCUACUCCCUAGAUUUUCCUUAGAGAUAGACACUUGAGACACAGGAAUUAUUUAUUAUACUAAGGGUCCAAUUUGUUUAAAAUUUUUAUUGAAUAUUUGUUCCAAUCAGUAUUUAUGAAAAAUUGGUACGUUAUUUUCAUUUAUUCCUAUCACUUAAGUUCAUAGAAUCUAAAAAAAAUAUUUUUUACAGUGUAUAUUUUUAUAUUUGAAUUAAACUUGUAUUUAAUUUCUUGAUGCAGCUUCAAUAGCUUCAGAAUAGAAUGAAUGAAAAUUAUUUAAAAUAUUAUUUACAAAAUGAAUUAUUCUUUUCAUAUAUGUAAAAUAACGGUAAUCAGUGGCUCAACAGUUACACUUCCAAAAAAUAUCUAGUGGAAAUAGUUGAUCAAUUUCCAAGUUGUAUAUUUGAUAACAAAAUAUGGAGUUUGUCAAAAAUAAAGUGAAAGAAUUUGUGAUUUUUCCACCUGGGAUCUAGCAUUUCAACUCAUUAAAUAAAUUUUUCAAUUUUAAAUCCAAAAAUUCGUAUUUGGAUAAUUAGUCGUUUCUUUUUGUCCCCAAACAACAUGCCAAACCAAUGAACUUCCUUUCAUGUAUGUAGUGUACUUUUCAAGAAUUGAAAAAGAAUGGAAAAAACGUGUUUUUUAAUUUGAAUUUAUAUUCCAUAGAGUUUAUAGAAAUAACUGAUAAUGUAUUACUGUUGAUAUUUAAAAUGUGUUUAAAAUUGUAGUGGAAAAAAAAAGCUAAUAAGAUAUUUUGUAACAUUUGCGAAAGUUUUAGCGAUAUAGCUACGUUAGGUUUAGUUAGGCAGUUCUGGUGGGCACAUUUUCUCCUUAGCAGACAUCACACUCCAUAAUAUACUGACGAAUAAUUUUUGGAAAUCAAAAUAUUGAAAUUUAUUGUACUCAAGCAUGUCUGUAUUAUUAUCAAUAGAAUAUAUUCUAUAUGUUUUUAGAGCUAUUUAUUAUAUCAAUUAUUUAUAAUUUACAUUCUUUUAGAUACUUGUGAUAAAACAAUAUCUGAUGUAUGAUGUUUCUUAUAACUUCUUAUACUCUAUAUAAGUGAGUACAUCACGUCAAUUAUCUCUAUUGCAUACAGUGAGUAGAUACUUUUUUACUUAUAUCAUAUGUAUAUAUGAAGUUGACAAUAUCUGUCAAUAUAAAAAAUACAUACUUGAUAUCAUUUUGCUAUGGUUAUAAAAUUGUCUUACUAAUAUAAUUAUAUUUAUCACAUGUUAAUUGCCAAUAUUAUUGAUGGGCUUUCUACCUCUCUGGCUCACUUUCGACUUAACAGGAUAUUUAACUCGACACCCGAUAUCUAAGAUGCCAAUUCCACACCAUAGCCAUCACGGACAAUCCGGAAUGCAGCUGGAGGAGAAAGAAACUACAGACCACGUCAUCAUUCAGUGGCCCGCACUCAUACGUACAAGGUUCAGGGGAAAGUGUCGUACCAUCGCUCCGAAUCGACCUUACAGCAGUAACUAAAGGAGGUGCCCGAAACACCAAAAGAAUAUGGAAAACAAACCAGCAACGAGCACCACACAAACAGGAAGCAACUAUGCACUAGCUGCUAAGAAAACGACAGGACAAAGAACGCCCGAGCUUCUGAGUACUGCAGAACAUGCAGACACUCAUAGCAACACUAAUCGCCCAACAGGUAAAGUAAAACCGAGGAUAACAGGAUCAUUAAGUUAGGUGAGUGAAAAUAUUUCCAAAACACAAAAUCAGAAAAAAACAAAUUAAGACGUCCAGAAUAAGAAGCCAACAGGCUAAUCUCUUAACAGAUUAUCCCAUAGAAAACAGGGGAGAGGAAGGAGUCUACGCGCGAGACUGCGACGCGAAUGAGGAUGGGGACCUGUCGAAUAGAAAGGGGGUUGGUGGAAUGUUCUUCGCACCCAUCUGUUGAUUUAUCCGGGGGUGGAUGCUUAGAGGGACGAGAUUUCUCACGCGCACGUGUGCGUGUGUGCCUACGGCAGUCUGGUUCACUUCGUCGGACUAGAACCUUCUCGAAUUGCGCUCGUUAAAAUGUCAGACAUCGUCCUUGGAAGACCUCUGACACCAAAUGACUCUUUAGUUAGAAUGGAGGCAAGAACAAGUGGCCUUGCUCAUCACUUCAAGAGGUAUGCAUUCAUUUUGUCACGGAGAAGAGGAUCAUCUCCUAUUGACAAGGCCUUCCUGAAGGCGACGACGACAAGAGUAAUCCUCAGGAUUUACCUAGUUACGUAAAAAGGUUCAAGCCAAUAUACACAUUUAGUUUUUCGAAGGACAUCGGCCUUUGGUAGCUGCAAGUGGGUUAAGACGAACCUAUCAGAAAGCGCAAACUAUAUUAUCUACACUUAUAAUUGAAAUUAAGUGAAGUGAAUCUAGUAUAUAAAAGUAUUUGAAAAGGCCACCUAUGUCGCCUUUACAAAGUUGUCGAUUACAAUAGCUCUGAUAUAUAACCGUAUCACUUUUUCUUUCAACACAUUAGACUAGCUUGGUAUAUAUGUAUAUUUGAACACCUAGAAACGUCGCAUCCCUUUGAAAUUUCGUAUCAUCAAGGACCAAUAACAGUAGAAUUUCAUAAAUUCACACCAUGAUCCUAAUCAAGAUUAACAGAUUUCGCAAUUAUUUUAUAUCAGAUUUCUGGUAGUACUUUGUACCAACUAAGAAGGCAUGUGCACAGAUAUACUUAUUAUUUAAUUUAAUCAUCGAAGUAAAACGCGGUAUGAUCCCAAAAACAGUUUAACAACCACUUAUCUCAUCAAAAGAAGGAAGCAAAUGUAAAAUUUACCCACUUUUUAAAAAAUUAUGUACUUUAUAUAUAAAUUAAUAAUAGUGUAAUAUUUCUGACGGUGGGGUAUCUCUUACUGACUUAAUUUCUUUACACACUUGCACUAGACUAUAAUAAUUAAAAUCGAUUACUUAUAUAAUUUAUUUAAAUUUACUGAUUUAAACCAGAAAUAAUUUAUAAAGUAAUUCUAUAAAUUAAACAAACAAACAUAUAAAUGAAAAGGCCUUUCUAGAAAUUGUUUUUUUUUUCAGCAAAAUGUUGUAGUUAUACAGACAAUAGCGACGAAACAGUUCAUUUUUUAAAAUCCCACAACGAUGACGUUGCGUUUUUGUCAAAAUUGCAACAAUAAAUUCACGGAAAUCCAUUUUGAAUUUAACUUACCCCAGUCCGUGUGAAAUAUUUAUUCCAAACUACAUGUGUUUAUCAAAGCGUUAUUUUGAAAGCUUACUCAAGAUGUUUGUUAUACUUAUCACUAUCGCUUAUAACAUUUACGGUCUUUUUACAUUAGUAGAAUAGUAAUUGCAGCAGUCACGAAAGUGAGUUUCUAGUGCAAUGUACUUAUAUGUAUGUGUAUACUUAUUAUAUUUCUAACAAUGAACUAGUACUUCUGAAUAACCUACAAUACAGAUAAUUGACGUGGUAUAAUUUGAAGCCUGCUCUAAAUGUGAUCAAAAUCAUAGGUGUGGUGGGAAACACUAGGAGGACCACACCAGUAAAGAAGCUUUAAGUGAAUCUUUUUAUCGGCUACACUAUUCGUUCCACCUUGUCAACUAUCUACCUACGCCUAUGAUUGUCCUUAAUAUAUGAAAGUGUGUAUAUGCAUAUAUUCAUCUAAUGUACACAUAUUUGAGAAAAGACAUUAAAAUAAAAACAUACUAUA
Diorhabda carinulata is the source of this 5439-nucleotide messenger RNA. RefSeq lists its product as uncharacterized. The transcript is spliced from 6 exons. The coding region runs from base 379 to 1362 and encodes 327 amino acids. Lineage: Eukaryota; Metazoa; Arthropoda; Insecta; Coleoptera; Chrysomelidae. The record is from RefSeq and is a predicted model, not a curated record.